Messenger RNA from Xenopus laevis (African clawed frog), 11680 nucleotides. Its product is annotated as unconventional myosin-XV-like. The record is from RefSeq and is a predicted model, not a curated record. The transcript is spliced from 63 exons. NCBI's taxonomy places the organism in Eukaryota, Metazoa, Chordata, Amphibia, Anura, Pipidae. The coding region runs from base 1 to 9720 and encodes 3239 amino acids.
AUGGGGGGGAAGAAAGGUGAUACCAAACCAGCAAAGAAAGGAGGAGGAAAAGAAUCUGCUGCUUCUUCUAAACCUGCACCCAAAAAGGAUGAAAAGAAAGGAGGGAAAGGCAAGGAAAAAGAUGACAAAAAGAAGGGGAAAGAUGCUAAGAAAGCAAAGAAAGAAGUGACCAGCGAUUCAGAGGAAGCCUCUGAGGCAGAGCUCAUCAAGCAGGCAAGUGAAGAGAGCAAAAAUGAGGAGGAAGAAGAAGAUGAGAGUGAAGUAGAUGCCAGAAGGAGAAGAGGUCGGGAGAAGGGUGUAGUGGCUCUAAAAGGAGCGUCCAAAGCAAUGGCAGGAAUGAAUCAGGGCAACAGGAGGAAAGGUCAGCCAGUGGCUAAAGAAGAAACAAAGCCCAAGGAAGGUGCACUGAGGAAGGACAUUUCAAGAGCCCAACUGAAAGGGGCAACAAAGGCAAUGGCAGGGCUGGCAAAAAAACCUGCCCAGCCACCCACUAAGAAGAAGAGUUUAAAAGCAACAUCCAGGUUGUUUAUGAAAUUCCGGCAAAUGAAUCCAAGGAGAUCCAAAAAGGGUCAUUUUAAGGCAGCUUCAAAGCUUCUUACAGGCUUCAGGAAGAAACUCGUGCCAUCAUCUCUACUGAACAAAAAAAAGAAGUCAGUGGCAAUGCUCAAGAACACUUCCAAACUCAUGCUGGGCUUACGGAAAAGCUUAAAGAAACAGCCUCCUAAACCACAACCAAGUGAUGGAACCAAGCAGAAACCCACUUUCAUGCUGUUACGUCUUGGGGGAAAUUCAUCUAAAACAGAUCAGAAGGGACCAGGGGGUCUGCUUAGUGGCCUCUUUGGGAGGAAAAAGGCAAAAAACAAGUUUCAGCCCAAAGCAAAGGUACUUACUAAAGUAUCCGCUGCUGCUAGCUGGUUAACCAAAAAAUUUCUGUCCAAGAAAAGGGGGUUUUCAGAGAAUGAUAAAGCCAUACAGGAGGCAUGGCUGUCCCGAAUGGGGGCACAGAAGUUACCUUUCCCCACACAGGAUGAGUUUCGCAGGUACCAGGCAAACUUGCAAAGAUUUCCUGGUGUUCACAGAUUUCAUGGCCAGAAUGAGGAUGUCUAUGGGAAUCCCAAAAACUUUGAAGCAUACCACCAAAGGUUUCCAACUCAAAGUUAUACACCACAAGGUCCUGGCAGAUAUGAUGACCCAUCCAUGGAAUAUUAUGACUAUGGCAAUGAAGAUUAUGGUUAUGAUGAUCAGGGAUACCUAGGCAAUGAGAACAGAUUUCCAUAUGGCUAUGACUCAUAUCCUGGAGAAGAAUUAGGCUAUGAUGACUAUCCUGAAUACCAAAUGGAUGAGGACUAUCCUUCAUAUGAAGAAAACAUGGAGUAUUAUGGCGAGGACAGCCACUUGCUAAGGAGUCAAAAUUCUAGGUUUGAUUAUCAGGUAGAUGUUCAUAACCCACCAAAUACUUAUUCAGGCUACGAUUUUGAAGAAAAUGAAAUGGGAUACUAUGAAGAUGCAAUGAAUCCUUAUGGAACAAUGGAAAAUGGGAGAAACCCAUUUUUAUCUUUCAGUGAUCAAAGCAAUUACUCUGACUUUAAUGAUGUGGAUGAGUAUAUCUCUACAAAUGCCACGCCAAACUACAGAGAUUACCCAGUGUCUCCUUAUGCUGAGCCAUUAAAUCCAUAUGCCCAGCCCAUGGAUGAUGUCAUGGAAACUGAUGAAGCAAUGGUUGGGCGUGAUGUAAAUUAUUAUGAGGAUCAAGACAUGGAAGAAGAAACUCCCUCCACAUUAUCAAUAAAUAGAAAAUACAAGCUUUUUCCAAGACCUCAAGUGAAACUGUUUGGCAGAGAAAAAUUAGACGUCCCUCUACCCCCAUCACCCCAUAUUUCUUUUACUGAUUAUGAUGAGGAAGAGGAGGAGGAAGAAGAAGACGAGCCCUUAAUUCCUCCUGCCCGACAACAAAGAAAUUUCAGGCAACCUCCUAACAAAUCACUUUUUGCAAAGUCUGUGCAAAGAAAUUAUGGACAGCCAUGUGCAAGGGGUGUUCAAAAUGUAUUAUUUGCAAAACCAGUUGGCAAGAGAUUCAGUGGAUAUCAUCAGGAGAAUUGCCAAGAAAAUGAAUCACUGGACUUCUCUCCAAGAGCAUUUGGCAGUCCGUUGGGACAGUUUAUGAAAGAGACACUUAAUCCAAAGCCAAUUUUAAAGCAUAGUGGUACUCGAAGAAAUACCCAGCCACCCUCUGAACCUCCAUAUAGAAAUGCUUUUGCUGAAAGCAAUGUCCCACGAACACCUUCUCCACAACCAUCCCUAAAACUUUUCAAAGGUCCGCUGAUGCAGGGCGGAUAUCAGGAACAAAAUACACCUUCUGCUCAGCAAAACUGGAGUCAAAGAAACACUCAGUUACCCUCUCAACCUCCAAAUAGGAAUGCUUUUGUAGAAAGCAAUGUCCCACAGACAUCUUCUCCACGACCAUCCCUAAAAUACAUGAAAGGCCCAGUGAACCAUGUGGGAUUCCAGAAACAGAAUGCACCUUCUGCUCAGCAGUUGGAAAACCUCCAGAACAAUUUAGAGCAUGAGCCUUACCAUAAGCGAUUUGGUCUAAAGUUGGCUGGUAUGGAUUCAUCCAAUGUUUCCAGAAAACCUACGUUUUCCGCAUCCAAUAAUAAUAACACUGAAGCAAAACCUUCUCCUCAGCCUACUCGUCAGUCUCCUCAGCCUGUUCAGAAGUUUUAUAAUCAUGGAAAAAAUCCGGCGGGGAAGCCUCAGAGCAUGGGCCGUGAGGAGCAGAAUGAGGAGCAUGGCUUCCAUGACAUGACUCAGCUGGAGGACCUUCAAGAGGCUUCAGUGCUCGAUAACCUGCGGAAAAGAUUUGACAGAGAAAUAAUCUACACAUAUAUAGGCAGUAUCCUGCUCUCAAUGAAUCCAUACAAGAUGCUGAAUUUAUAUGGGACAGACCAUGUGCUCAAGUAUGAGGGGAAGGCCCUGGGAGAGAAUCCACCACACCUUUUUGCUAUUGCGAAUGUUGCGUACACCAAACUCAUGGAUGCCAAAAACAACCAGUGUAUUAUCAUCAGUGGGGAAAGUGGUUCUGGCAAAACAGAAGCCACAAAGUUGGUUUUGCAAUACCUGGUAGCAAUAAACCAGAGGCGAGGUGUGAAAAAUAAGAUUCUAGAAGCCACUCCUCUACUGGAAUCUUUCGGAAAUGCCAAAACUGUCCGGAACGAUAACUCCAGCAGAUUCGGGAAAUUCAUAGAGAUCUAUCUUGAGGAGGGAGUGAUUUGUGGUGCCAUAACUUCACAGUACCUGCUUGAAAAGUCCAGGAUUGUAUUUCAGGCCAAUAAUGAGAGGAAUUACCACAUAUUUUAUGAGAUGUUGGCUGGACUCCCCUCUCAGCAGAAGCAGAUGUUUUACCUUCAGGAUGCCGAGACUUAUUACUACCUGAAUCAGGGCUGCAACUGUGACAUUCCCGCGAAGAGCGAUGCGGAUGAUUUCCGUAGACUUCUCAAUGCCAUGGAAUCUCUCAGCUUCACCGGGGAGGAGCAGGACAGCAUCUUCCGAAUCCUUUCCUCCAUCUUGCAUCUGGGCAAUGUCUACUUUGAGAAACACGAGACGGAGUCCCAAGAGAUUGCAUCGGUGGUGAGUGCAAGUGAGAUCCGUGCGGUAUCUGAGCUGCUGCAAAUCUCCCCCGAGGGGCUCCAGAAAGCCAUCACAUACAAAGUGACUGAAACCAUGAGAGAAAAAAUCUUAACUCCGCUGACAGUGGAAAGUGCUGUUGAUGCCAGAGAUGCUAUUGCCAAGAUUUUAUACUCCCUGCUGUUCAGCUGGCUCACAGAAAGGAUCAACAAGCUGGUGUAUCCCAAGCAGGAUGCAUUGUCCAUUGCUAUACUGGACAUAUUCGGGUUUGAGGAUCUCAGUUUUAAUAGCUUCGAGCAGCUGUGCAUCAAUUAUGCAAAUGAAUACCUGCAAUUCUUCUUCAACAAGAUUAUAUUCAGGGAGGAACAGGAGGAGUACAUCCGUGAGCAGAUCGACUGGAGGGAAAUUUCUUUCAGUGAUAAUCAAGCGUGUAUAGACAUCAUUUCCCAGAAGCCCCAUGGAAUUCUCAGGAUAUUGGAUGACCAAAGCGGCUUUCCUCAGGCCACAGACCACACGUUUCUACAGAAGUGCCAUUACCAGCAUGGCACCAGUGACUUGUACUGUAAGCCAAAGAUGCCUUUACCUGAGUUUGGAAUCAAGCAUUUUGCUGGAAAAGUGACUUACCAGGUCCACCAAUUCUUGGACAAAAAUUAUGACCAGGUUAGACAAGAUGUCCUGGAUCUUUUUGUCAACAGCAAAAUUAAGGUGGUAGCCAACUUGUUCUUCAGCCAUGCCCAGGUUCUGGCCCAGCAGAAAACCAUGAUGGGGAAGGGCAACACAGUCACCCGGAAGUACAAGGCCUCCACCGUGGCUGCAAAGUUCCAGCAAUCCCUGCUAGAGCUUGUGGAAAAGAUGGAGAGGUGUAAUCCAUUUUUUGUGAGAUGUAUGAAACCCAACAGUAGGAAGGAACCAAAUCUGUUUGAAGCAGACAUUGUUACCAGUCAGCUCAAGUACUCUGGUAUUUUAGAGACCAUUCGAAUCCGGAAGGAGGGUUUUCCUGUCCGGAUGUCUUUCUCCUUUUUUCUGAGCAGGUACCGUUGUGUCAUGGAUCUUGGGCGGAAUGUCCGAAUAGAUGGACAGACGUGUGUCACUGCUCUAAAGAAGCUCUGCCCGUCGGCUACUCCUUCCAUGUACUGCAUUGGCGUCAGCAAGCUGUUCAUGAAGGAGAAGGUGUAUCAGCUGCUGGAAAGCCAACGGGAUCAGUUCAUGAACAAAUUUGCGGUGACUCUACAGCGCUACAGUCGUGGUUACCUGACCCGAAAACGCUUCUACAUCCUGAGAUACAGGAUCAUCCAGCUACAGGCCCUUGCACGGGGUUAUCUGGCCAGGAGGAAAUUUUACAACUGGAGGAAGAUAAUGACGAUGUUCAGGGCAGUGGUCCGUAUUUAUGUGAAUCGGAGGAAGUUCCUGAGGAUGAAGGCAGAGGCUCGCAGGAUAGAAGAAGAAGAACACAAGAAGGCUGAGCGGGAGCUCACCAAGAGAGAAGUGGUGAAUGUGACCCACCUGGAACUCCCGGCAGAACUGGCAGGGCUAUUGCGUUCCACAACAGCUACGAAAAACCUCACGUUGGAUUUUGUCCUGCCCAUUCAAAGCCCCCGGGUAGAAGCUGACACCCAACUAACACUGCCCCUGGACAUCAACAACUACCUUAUGUUUAAAUAUGUGCGGGUUUUCUUUAAGGAGCCAUUAUUUGGGAUGCUUACCGUGCCUCAUGGGUCCUCGCUGCUUCCUGUGGAGGAUGAUCUGCGGCAGCAUGCUAUCUCUUCAUUUAAAUUGAUAUUACGGUUCAUGGGUGAUCCCUAUCUCGGAGGAACCCAGGAGAUUUUGUUCGGCAAUUACAUUGUCCAGAAAGGCCUCUCUAAUAUUGGGUUGAGGGAUGAGAUCCUUGCUCAGGUAGCCAAUCAAGUGUGGAGAAACAGCAACCCAAACAAUGAAGAACGAGGCUGGUACCUGCUGGCCUGCUGUCUAAGCACCUUCGCUCCAUCGCCCAAUCUGGACAAGUAUCUUCUCAAGUAUGUUUCUGAUUAUGCACACGACGGAUAUAAACCUGUCUGCCAGCAUAAACUCAUCCAGGCAAUACAAAAGUCCCAGCAAGGUUCCGAAACAUCCAGGAAUUUCCCUCCAAGCCAAUUAGAGUGGACGGCCAGCAGGGAGAGAGCAAAUAUGGCAAUGGACGUCCAUUUCUUUGACGGUGAGAAAAUCUCUUGUCCUAUUCAUUCUUGGACUGAUGGAGAGGAGAUAGCAGGUGACGUACUCCGGCACAGGGGUGUGAAAGAAGGCUACAGGGGAUGGUCAGUGUCACUAAAAGAAGGAGGACAAUGGACAGAGCUCGCUGGCCAAGAUUAUGUCCUGGAUUUAAUUUGUAAUAUGGAGCUGCCAAGAGAUUUCCCCAAACAGAAGUCAUAUUUCAUCACAACAUCAGAGACUAUCCAGGAGAACAUCAGCCACCCCAGUGCAGUAUUUGGGAACAGUGGAGAAGCUGGGGAAUCUGUUCCACCACCAUCGACAGCAAAGGCUCCUUCUGUACCACGUCAAGAUUCUGAAGGUUAUCACAAUGAUUCCGACUCUGUGAGUGAACCUCAGUCCCAGAAGGGAAUGGAUAACUACCUCGACAGUCUGUUUGAUCCUGUUUUAUCCUAUGGCAAUGGAGACCUGGAGAAGUUAACUGCUUUGUCCCAAAAGAUGAAGGGCGGUGGAGGGGUGGGAGGAAGAGAUGGCAGGGAGGUCCCCAGAGACUCCAACUUUUCUGGCGAUGAGCCAUACAGUGCUGGUUUGGAUGCCCAACAGCAAGCCUACAUCAACCAACAAGCCAUAUUGUUGGCUCAGCAGAUGACUAUGCAGGCCAUGGCUAUUCAGCAACAGAUGGUGAACAAUCGUUCUGCUGAAAUGAUCAACAGACCCAGACUCCGCAUGACAGCCCAGCCUGUCCGUUCAAACUCACAACGAGUAACCCCAACAGUGGCACCCAUGCCCAGAACUGGGGCUCCAUUCCAGAGAAAAGUUGUUUAUGGGACUCCAAGUAGGAUUCAGAGAUCUCCUGCCAGAGAGAGCUCCCAACGCAGACCUGUAUGGGCAGGUCCAUCCAACCCCCACCACCCAGAUGACCUUAUACAACACUCUGCAAUGAAUUCUGAGCACCACCCAGAGUCAAGCCACAACAAGAACAUACUUAAUCGUUAUAAGCAACCUGGUGCCAUCAGGCAACCAGGACCUGUUGUAAGAAAGCAACCAGAACAUUUUUUCGGUAGAAUAAUAGAUCCACAUGAAGAGGCCCUAAAUAUGCUGAACAGACAGAGGCCAACCCAUCUACUCACAAGACCAACACCAGUCUCCAAUAUGUCUUAUGUUCCCAAGGCACCUAGAGACACUGUGGCCUUUGUAAAGCCUGUUCCUAGCAUCAAGACAAAGACACCCGUUGCCAAACCACCAGUAAGCCAUGUCAGACCAACUACUGCACCUACAGUCACUGUUAACCGGGAACUGUCUGAGGAGCAGGAGAACAUCCAGACCCAACUGCAUCGCCAGUAUAGUGAAGAGUAUUACACAUACACUAAUGUUCUGUGGCGGAUAUAUAUCAGGAAGGAGGUAUUUUAUCCUAGAGACAGUUUUAACAACCCCCUGACCCUUGAUCUUAUCUUCAAGCAGAUUAUCAAUGACACCCUCACAGAGAACUGCAUCAGGAUAUCCAAGGAAGAGAGGCAAAAGAUGAGGUCCCUACUAGCUGGUUUUAGGUUGGACUCCAUCAAUGCCAUUGCUGAUGAAAGUGUGAAAAAAAAGAUUGUCACGGUUGCCAGGGAGGAGCUGGAGGUAUACUUCUCACGCCUUUUCCCGGCUGCGGGAAGUGAGGGCACAGGUGUUCAGUUCCUCGGAGUGUCGCAUGUUGGGAUAAAACUACUUAAGUUGCUGAAGAGAAGUGGUUCCACCCCUGAGCAGCUCAGAGUCUUAAGAAGUUACAGUUACACAGACAUCAUGUUUGUAACUGUCCUCUCCAAAAAUAUGCUGGAGUUCAACCUGACCAAUGAGAAGCUCGUCUUGUUUUCAUCGCGCUCAAGUCAGGUGAAGACCAUGAUAGACUGCUUCCUGACGGAACUGAAGAAGGAUUCAAACUAUGUUGUUGCAGUGCAAAAUUAUGUGACGGAAGAUAAGUCUUUUCUGAGUUUUCAUAAAGGAGACAUUAUCCGUCUCCAGGCAUUAGAUGGACUUGAGAAAGGAUGGAAGUUUGGUGCCAUACAUAGCCGUGCAGGCCUCUUACCAGCAGAGUGUGUGCAACCAGUGGCCGCUCCAGACUUUGUCAAUCUCCCAGCUGAUAGGAAGGAAGAGCCACGAAACCGGCAGAGCAGGGCUGCAGCAUCAGCAGCGGUGGCCGUGGCGGUCGCAUCUACAGCUGUCGCUCAUGAAUUUGACAGAAAGAUGGAUGGUUCUCCUACCCCCAGCGAAUACGCAGAGAGUUUGGACGAAUAUACAGACCCUAACACGUCAGAGAUUAUGCUUCAAGGAAGUCCGUACAACAUGGUGGAAUUUGCCAAGAAGUACUUUAGAGAGGGUCAAAGGCUGGCCGCACAAGAUAAGUCUCAGAAGAUGUCAGGUGACUCUAGUAAACAGGGUUCGAAGAAGAGCAAAGAGCCCAAAGAUCUCGAGGAGAUGCUAAAAUUCACUAAGACUCCCAUUCAGGAGUCACUCAUUGAGUUCAGUGACGGAAGCAUGAACAGAAUCGCAGCUGAUGUCUUCACAGGCAUCAUGAAGUUCAUGGGAGAUCUGCCUCUGAAAGGACAGUCUGAAUUGGAUGCCGUCUAUUCAGUCCUAAAGCUCUGUGGGGAACAUGAAGUCAUGAAGGAUGAGGGCUACUGCCAGAUCAUGAAGCAGAUCACGGACAACACCAGCAGCAACACGGACAGCUGCCAGCGAGGGUGGAGGCUUCUCUUCAUCCUUACGGCCUACUAUAAGUGCUCAGAAGUGCUGAAGCCUUACCUCUUCAAUUUCCUCCAAGAUACAUGCAGGAGCCCCGGGUUGCACUACCAAGGGAUUGCCAAGGCAUGUGAGCAGAAUCUGCGCAAGACCAUUCAAUAUGGAGGGCGCACUGAAUAUCCAAGUGCCAUAGAGCUGAAAGCCAUGGUGGCUGGAAGAAGCUCCAAGCGACAGCUGUUCCUUCUGCCCGGGGGAAUCGAGAGACACCUUAAGAUCAAGACAUGUUCGGUGGCCUUUGAUGUGAUUGAGGAGAUCUGUAUGGAAAUGGGGGUGCACAAGGACGAAGCCUUCCAUGAAUACGCCAUAUUUGCUGUUACCAACAGGGGGCAGAAUGUGAGGCCCCUGAACAGGAAAGAAUAUAUCCUGGAUGUAUCUGCAGAGAUGGAACAGACCGACAGUAACUACAUGUUCUGGUUCAGGCGCAUUAUCUGGGCCCAGCAGCUGAAAUUUGAGAAUGAGCUGUAUGUGACGAUGCAUUAUAACCAGGUGCUUCCAGAUUACCUGAAGGGGUUAUUCAAUGUUGUGGCUCACAUAAAACCCACCGAGCAGCAGUUCCAACAGAUCUCGAGGCUAGCGGCCCUGCAACAUCGGGCUAAAGACAGUGUCUACCUGCCCACUGCCCGGGAAGUUCAGGACUACAUCCCCAGUCAGUUCUACAAGGUCCUGAAGCCCCAGUCUUGGCUGAAUAUGGUCAUGCAGCACAUGCAGCAAAUCCAACCGCUCAGCCCGCACCAAGGACGAGCUCAGUUCUUAGGUAUAGUGAGCGAUUUCCCCAUGUUUGGCUCGUCCUUCUUCUACAUCCAGAGCUGCAGCAACAACACAGUCAUCGCCCCCUGUAUCUUGGCCGUCAACCAGAACGGACUGAACUUCCUCAAUAAGGAAACGCAUGAGCUGGUUGUGACAUUCCCACUGAGCAACAUCCAGAGCACUAGGACCCAGCGACCUGCAUCAGGGUUCAGCUACCCGUAUGUCGAUGUCAUGCUGGGUGAUGUGAUGUCACAGAGAGUUACGCAGCUCCAGCUCGAGCAGGGCCUGGAGCUGUGCAGGGUGGUCGCUACGCACAUGGAGAAUCUGCUUCAGAGCCGGGAUAAGCACCUCACCCUCCCACCCAGUGACAUUACUCUUCUCUGAGCAGUGCUACUGAGCCUCACUCAUGUGUGGGCAACCUGCUGUUCUCCAGACCCACCUUACUGGAUGCCAAACUCCCCCAGGCCUAGUCUGGGAAAAGUGUCCAAGGUUCGGGAUUCAAUGCAGCUGUGGAAAAUGAAUUAUUCUAUCCUAAUGUCUACAAGCUUUUUAAAGGAAAAGUAUAACCCCUAUUUUAACACGACUUUAAUGAACUGGGCUUGUACCGAACAUACAUUUGCCUUUUAAAAAUAAAUAACAAGAAGGGCACACUCCCCAAGUGUAAAAUCAUUACGAUGAAUUUAUUUGGAGGCACAUUUAUCCAAGGUCGAAUUUUAAAAUUCAUGUGAGUUUUUAAAAACUCCCAUGAAUUCGAAAUGCGACCAAUCGAAAUUUAUGAACAAAAUUGAAUUUUAAAACCGCGGAUGAAUUUGAUUGACCCGAAUUCAAUUUGAAUUUAAAAGACUUGAUGUGAGUUUUUUCUCCGAAAAAAACUCAAUUGACAGAAAGGCUGAAAAUCGCUCCAAACUGAUUCCUGGACGUCUCCCAUUCGCUCAAACAGCAAUUCUGCAGGUUUUACGUAGUGAAUAGUCCAAUUCGAGUUCUUAAAGGGAGUAUGAUAAAUUUUGAAAAUCAAAUUCAAAUUUUUUUUAAACUUGAAUCGUAUUUGAAUAACUCCCUAGUUGAAUUUGACAGUUUCGACCAUAAAAAAAUGUAAUUUUAAAUUCGACCCUUGAUAAUCUGCCCCUUAAUAUGGAUAAAAUGCACUUAGAGUUUUUGCAGGCAACAAUAGCUUAUAGUUGUGCAAUGGGAAGAUUCAGUUCCCGUCAAUGAACAUUCAGAAGAUUCAAAUCCCAGUCCCAGCGUGUUUCAUCACUCUCAGUGACUUCUUCAAGAGUUAAAGAUCAAUAUAAUUCCUUUUAGAAUAUAUAUUAAUAAAAGCAGAAAUUCACUCUGCUAUCCCAGCAAUAAUAUCAAAGUCGCACAAGUGGUUGGGUAUAAAUAGCGCUCCAAUGACCGUUAAUCAGGUGGAUUAUGCCCAAAAGUAAGAUGGCUCCUAUUGCAUCAAAUGGGUAUGUGCGCAUGUGCUAAAAUUACCAAUCAGUGCGGCUGGUUUUGGACUAUAUAUAAAAGAAGAGGACUUUCUUCCCUAUACACUAUUUAUUUUAUAGACUGGUUUAAAUUGCCCCCUGUAUUUUAAUUUAAUACAUGUGCCUUUUGUUAUAAUGAGGCGAUGUCUUUUCUUGCACUAGACAGUGCAAAGGUCAAGUAACGUUACAUUCUAUUUCCUGUUCUUAUGAGCACUAUCAAAGCAAAUCAGCAGUCCACUGAGCGGACCCGUUUAGAAUGAGCUUCCAUCUAAAAGCCUAAAACAAAGGGAAGGGGGGUAGUUUAUACAGAGGGCUUCCUCUUUAGUGAACAUCAGCUAUAUCUUUUAUGGUAUCUCUUUAUACAGUCUAUGAGAAAACUUAAAAACUGUGCGGAGUUCAGGGGUAUACUUAUCUUGCCAUCGUUUUAUGGUCUCUUUGUACAGACAAUGAGCCCAAUUUAAGGGUCUGUUUCUGCAGAAUUGUUCUCAGUAUAAGGGAAUACCUAUGCCUCCUUUAGUGGGAAGCUUCUAAUAUUUCCAUUGGAAUAUGUCAGUGUUGCUUCAUAAAUACCAUUUGCACUAUGUGCUAAAGCAGCAAGUGUGUGUGUGUUUUGUGUAAUGUCGGUAUUGUAGAUAUUUCUAUUAGAAUCCAAAUUCUCAUUCUAUCCCCCUCCCUCCCCAUGGACCUCACAUCCCUCUUCACUAAUACAUAAGAGCAAAAGGUCUAUGCGGAUAAGUGUAUUUUUGUUUUAUUUUUUUUAGCGGUUUUGGCUUUUAUAAAUAUUUACAAAUCUCUGUAUUUUACAAUCCCUUUGGAAUACAGUUUUGUAAUAUUUUUGCAUUGUUUUAAAUUGAUUUUUUAAAAUGCAUUAAUAA